GGUGUGGAUGGAGAAAAAUGAAGCUCUUUUCAUAAAAUUAUAUUUUUCAUUGGAAAAAAAAAUUAAAAAAAGAAAGAAGAGAGAGCUACAAAAUAUUAUGAGAUAUAUAAUUAUAUAUGCAAUUGGUGGAUUGCUCUAAUGAAUAAGAUCUUUCUCCUUAUCCCACCGCGUUCCACAUUUAAUUCAUUCUCCUUUCUCGUAGUUUAACUUAGAAUAAUAAUAUCGCUUGUAAUGCAAUUUUUUAUUUUUUUUUAUAAUUUAUAUAUGUAUUUACGUAUAUAUUGUAAGUCUUGAGAUCUCGUAGUAAGGUUUGCGAGAAAAGGUUGGAAAAUGAUUAUUAUAAAAGGUUGGCCCUAAACUCUUACUAAUGUGUAUAUAUAGCACUCUAAAGUACUCAUUACUCACAUCCAUCAUUACUCACAUCCAUCACUUGAUAUCUAUGGAGAGAGUCAUGAGAGUUGUUUCACUAGUCAGGUUUUUAUGCAUCGCAUCUAUCACAGUUAGCUUAUGCAAAGGAAACCAGAAUGUGCCUUGCAAAGAAAAUGACAGACAAACACUUCUUAUGUUCAAGAAAGAUAUUGAUGAUCCCUCAAAUCUGCUUCCCUCUUGGGUUGGUGAAGGCGAUUGCUGCAACUGGACCGGUGUUGCCUGCGAUAAUUUAACCGGUCAUGUCCGUGAGCUCCACCUUGCUGGUUAUUAUGAUCAAGUGACUGGUGAGACACAUGGGUUGAGUGGUAAGAUAAAUCCUUCUCUGCUCAAUUUAAAGCAUCUCAGCUACUUAGACUUAAGCUACAAUAAUUUUGAAGGACUACAGAUUCCUAGCUUUCUAGGUUCUAUUGAAGGUUUAAGAUAUCUUAACCUCUCGCAUGCAGGGUUCGAGGGAACCAUUCCUCAUCAAUUGGGAAAUAUCUCAAGUCUACGUUAUCUCGACCUUUCUUAUAACUUUGAUUCGAUGGUCGACAACCUCGAAUGGCUCUCUGGUCUUUCUCUCUUGAAACAUCUGGACAUGAGUUAUGUAGAUGUUACCAACGUAUCUCAUUGGUUACAAGUAAACACACUCCCUUCUCUGCUGGUGGAGUUACAUUUGUCUAGCUGCGAACUUUAUCACAUACCAAGUGGUAUUGCAAACUUGACUAGUCUUAAAGUUCUUGAUCUACCCUUGAACCAUUUCAACUCUACCAUACCUAAAUGGUUGUACAGUUUGGGCCAUCUUGAGUUCCUAGAUCUUUCUCUCAAUGCUUUCCAAGGUGACAUUUCGAGUUCCCUUGGAAACUUGACAGCACUUGUUUAUCUUAUCUUAUUAGGUAGAAAUCAGCUUGAAGGGGAAAUCCCAAAUUCAUUGGGAAAUCUUUGUAAGUUGACUUUUGUUGAUCUACGUUUGAACAAUUUUAGAGGGAGGGUAUCAAAAAUCUUUGAAAGUUUGUCUCGGUGUAGUUCUGGUCAAAUAGAUAAUUUAUAUCUUUCACAGAAUAAUUUUUCAGGUCAUCUAUCUGAUCAACUAGGAAGUCUUACAAAUUUACGCUAUCUUGUUCUUUCAAGGAAUUCAAUAUCAGGUCCCAUUCCAAUGUCCUUAGGAAAUCUAUCACACUUGGAGGAUCUGGUCAUUCAUACCAAUUCAUUCGAGGGUGUUGUCUCUGAAGUUCAUUUUGCUAAUCUUACAAGAUUGAACAUCUUUUCUGCACAUGAGAACUCCUUGACUCUUAAAACCAGCCCAAACUGGGUUCCUCCUUUUCAACUUUCGAUCUUGAGUUUAGGUUCUUGGUGUCUAUACCCAUCAGAGUUGCCUGGGUGGCUUAAGAGUCAAAAACAUUUGUCCAGUCUUAACAUGUCCAAUACAGGAAUUUCAGGUACCAUUUCGCCUUGGUUGUGGAACAUUUCCUCGCAUGGUGAAAACCAAGACAGCAUAAUUUCAUAUACCUUAGUGGAUCUUUCGCAUAAUCAGUUAUCUGGGGAGGUUCCAAACAUAGUUUCCGCCAACUGGCCAAAACAAAAGCAUUUUGAUCCCUUUAUGUCAAAGGUUGUAAUUGACUUAGGAUCUAACCAAUUCAACGGUUCAUUGCCUCUUGUGUCUUCUUCAGUGACUACACUAGAUCUUUCCAAUUCAUCAUUUUCGGGGACUCUCUCUCACUUCUUAUGUGAUAGGAGUGAAGUACCUAAAUACCUUCAACUUCUUCGUCUUGGCAACAAUCUCCUCACUGGAGAAAUUCCUGAAUGUUGGUUACUCUGGCGAAAUUUGACUAGUGUGAACUUAGAAAACAACAAUUUGAUGGGGAAAAUUCCGAGCUCUAUUGGAGACUUACUUUUCCUUCGAUCAUUGCACUUGCGCAAUAAUAACCUAUCUGGAGAAUUACCAGUGUCCUUACAAAACUGUGAGGCGUUGAUACUUCUUGACCUUGGUGGAAACAAGUUCGUUGGAAGCAUUCCAAUAUGGUUCGGCCAAAGAUUGGUAGUUCUUAGUCUUCAUUCAAAUAAGUUCCAUGGCGCCAUUCCAGAUGAACUCUGUAGUCUCACAUCUCUCCAAAUCUUGGACCUUGCGCAUAACAAUCUCUCAGGAACAAUACCAAGAUGUUUUCAAAAUUUGUCAUCCAUGGCCACUACCUCUUUAGGUGCUAGCGGAUAUACCCGUAUUGAAGUUUUCAGAGUUGAGUUUGAUGGUUUUGAUGGUUUUGAUUAUUUUGUGGAGACCUACAUGGAUAAUGUAGUAUUUGUGACCAAGGGCAGAGAAGUGAAAUAUGACACAAAGCUUGGGUUGGUAGUUACUCUGGACCUUUCAAGCAACAUGUUAUCUGGAGAAAUCCCUGAAGAGCUGACCAGCCUCGGUGGCAUACAAACGUUGAAUUUAUCUGAUAAUCUUCUGACUGGAAGGAUCCCUUCGAAGAUCGGUGAUAUGGGAUCGUUAGAAUCGCUUGAUUUGUCUGUAAACCAACUUUUUGGCGAAAUUUCUCCAAGCAUCUCAAAUUUGACAUUUCUCAGUUAUCUGAAUUUGUCCUAUAACAAUCUGAUUGGUCCGAUUCCAAAAAGCACUCAGCUCCAAAGCUUUGAUCUGUCUAGUUUUUUUGGUAAUAAACUUUGCGGACCUCCAUUGGAAGAGCGUUGCAAUACAAAUGAGGCCAUGCCACCGGCAGGUGAUGAGAAGCACGGAGAAGGUCAUUUACUUAAAGACGGUGGGUUCUAUCUGAGCUUGGGGCUUGGAUUUGCAUUAGGGUUUUGGAUUGUUCUUGGUUCAUUGUUAUCUAAUGUGCCAUGGAGCAAUGCAUUGUGUCAAUUCCAAAAUCGCAUUGUGAAGAAGCUCUAUACUGCAAUCAUUGAACGUUAUUAACUUUUUGGUGCAGAUAGAGCGAGUUUGUGUGGUUCGUUUCUAUUUUUUUGCUAUGCAGAUAGAAUGUUACUAUGUUGUAUGCUUCUUUGUGCCAAUUUAUUUUAUCUUUUCCUUUGUUUUUCUUUUCCAGCAUAAAAAUGUAAGAUUUACUUUAUAAAUUCCAAAUACGAGUCAUGAAGAA
This is a messenger RNA of Pyrus x bretschneideri (Chinese white pear), 3500 nucleotides long. RefSeq names its product receptor-like protein EIX1. Gene Ontology annotation, molecular function: protein binding. The record is from RefSeq and is a predicted model, not a curated record. NCBI's taxonomy places the organism in Eukaryota, Viridiplantae, Streptophyta, Magnoliopsida, Rosales, Rosaceae.